AUGCGGUUCUUUCGCACGCGUGCGCCGGCAGGUUCUUUUCACGGGGUGCAAGAAGCUGGUUAUCAUGGGGCUGGGGAGCUUGCUGGCCCCGCUGUGGUGGCUGUGGUACACGUCUCUGUACGUCUGCUCCCACUCAUGGACGCUGGCAGUGUCUGUAGCCGUAGUCUCGUCUGCCUAUCUCCUCUACCGCCAUCGUUUUGCAGGCUCAUCUUCUUCUGCACGAAUGUCAGCGAUUUACUGUGCCAAUACUCUCUCUGUUGUGUACUACCAGUUCAUCCUCACAACGGCUGGACUCUCCAUUCAGUCAGUCACGGACUCAGAAUUUUCGCCCGUUUCUUCCCGUCCCUAGGAGUAUCGGACACACCCUGUUUCGCUGCUACCGCCAUCAUCACAGUCUCUCCCAAGAAGUUGCUCUCAAUUGUCACUAACGGGAGGGACAUCCCCUGCUGGCUGGAAGGGGUGAGCAUGGCUCCGCAGUACAUCCGGGGUUCCCAUGGCAACCCUCUCUCAGACGGCGACAUCAUCCAGCUGUCGUUCCGUCGACGGCAGAGCUCCGAGACCCGGGGAGACGAGGUUCAAAGGUGGCUGGGUCAGCUGAGACAAUGGGGAACCAAUUUCACUCAGAAAUACGCCGCGUUUCUUGACGGGAUCUUCACCAUUCGAACCCAGUUCAACACCGAGACAAUUGAGAGGGAAUGGAGCUUUGAUGGAGAGGGGUGUGGUCAAGUUUGUUGGGUUGCUAGGCAGCCGUCGCAGUUGCCGUAUCACUGGAGCAUGCUGAUGUUCAGUGCCGCGGUCAAGGAAAAGGGUCAGUCAGUAGCCACUCUCGUGAUGCUCCCGAAAUCUCCCGAUGUUCAACCUUUGACCUCUGACCUAUUGACCUCUCAGCUGGCGGCAUUGAGGGAUUUCUCGUGUCUCCGUCGUGCCAGGGUCUACCCCCAUACCUCCUCCUCCUCCAACACCCACACUUCGGGAUCAGGUCAUGUGACUUCUCGAGGCGGAGAAGGGGCGGGGUUGUCGACUCUACCAAGACCACACCCCACACACAGUGGGCGGAGUCUGGGGAGGGAUUCCCCACCCGCGGUUCCCUCUCAACGACCCACCUCCGGCGGGGAGGACCCCCUCAUUAAGGACCCCCUGAUUCUCGUCCCCGAAUGA
Messenger RNA from Geodia barretti, 1158 nucleotides. NCBI's taxonomy places the organism in Eukaryota, Metazoa, Porifera, Demospongiae, Tetractinellida, Geodiidae. The record is from the annotation of a GenBank genome assembly.